AACUCGGUCGACACGAGCCAAUCAACGAGCUCGAACACCGACGAAGCGAGCAAAGAGGUCGCCACGGCCACGCUCAUCAACCUGGAGUCGCCCGUGUCCACCAGCGAGAACACGGCGCCCGGCGAGGACCAGCUGGACUCCAUCGAGGCCAACGACCAGUGGCACACGGCGAGGAUGCAGGUUUCCACCACCAGCGCUCUCACGGACAUGGAGUGCAGCGUGGGUCGCGUGGCGGGCGGGGCGGAGCCGCUGGAGCUGGCGGUGGGCUUGGGGUCCGUGGUGGCGCGCGGCGGCCCCGGCCCGGCCGAGGAGCUCGCCGAGGAGGCCGCGCCCUGACCCCGAGCCCGGCUACACCGCCCCACGCCAGCCCGCCCCCGGCCCUAGUGGCGCUGCUGGUCCGACACGCUAACGUGCCGGACUGAUGAAACACGAGUGCAGCGGUCGACUGUCGGGAGGGUCGGAUGCGCGGGAGCUGGCCGGCGGUGGCGGUAGCCGCGGGUCGGCAUUGUGAACUUGUCGAGUGCUAUAAUGAGUGGUUUGACGUCGGGCUGAAAUAAUAGCUUCUUGCGUUGAUCCAGCCUCGCGGCGGUGUAUUUUGAAGGAUUUUAAGAUUAAAAGCUUGGAAGCGGUGAUAAACGUGGAAAAAAAAUAUGUAAUUUCAUGAACUUAAAUGAUUAUUUCUUGUGGUGCAGGUCCACCUGUGCCUUGCACUGCCAAAUGAAUGUAAACGUCUAUUAAAGUUGCUCUAUAAAUAUCAUAAUGUGUUUGACAGUGCAAGUACAGAGUGAGACGAGCUAGUGUGACAAGAUUUAUCUAACAAAAACUACAAUUAAGAUGUUGUCAGAACGAAAAAUAAAAUUGUCUUCUUUUACCGAGCAUACAAAGAAGAGAGAGAACUAAAUUAAAGCUAUACUUAAAAAUCUAAUGUGUAUUAAAUUGAUGGAUGAUAUAAGCAAUAAUACGUGUUUUUACACUUGAAAUAUUGCACGCCAACAUAGUGUCGAAGAGAAUAGAGUGUAUAGUGAGUUACUGUCAUGGUAAAUUAUGUAGCCACAGUACAUUUACUGCCAUCUUUCGACAGAAGAUUAAAACUGUUCAAACGCCAUUUGACUUUGAUCCUUAUUCUUUCACUGAUAUGUGUUAAUUUCUUAAAUAUUGAAAUUAACGCCAUCUACUCGACAGUAGGCCAAAGGUUAUGGCGCCAUCGCUCGAAAAGAUUGCACCAUACCUUUGGCCUACUAAUAUUUUAUUUAUUUUACUUUGCCAUAAUUUACCUUGAUAAUCCGCCUCAUUUUAAAAUUCUCUUUGAUAGUGUUUAGAGAUGAGAAAUCCAAAUCAACCUUGGGACCUUCCUGUACAUCACAAUGCUGAUCUCCCUAAGUGUUGUUUUAUUUAAAUAGGAUGAUAUGAUUGACUUAUAUUAGUUGAUAAGUUACCUUUUUGACUCUAGAACAAUAGCUUCCUUUGAUGAAAUAAAAAGUUCUCACAAUGUGUCGGAACAUAUCACAAAUAGUAUUAAGUCCCAAGGUUGGUAUUUAGAUUGAUGAUUUGCAAUGUUACGAUGAUGUCCACCUAUUUGAUGUCUUCCAAGGCCACACGGAGCAUUAAGCUCUUCUAAAUUUUCCCGAAUGUUAAAUUUUUCGUUGUAACAAAUGUAUAAUUACAAUGGGAAUGUUUUUUAAACUCUUUCAAAUUAAAUUAUAAAGCUUAAUGAUAACUAUAACCUAACUGAGGCGAAGCGUUGCGUAGGUACGUACAUACGUUCAUACUUAUAUAUGAUACCAUCAAAGCUUGAAAGCUUCAACUGAUACGGACAUUUAGGUGUCACUAAAGUAUUUAACGUGAUACAAAUACUGUAGUAACUAGACACUACAAAUUAUUAUGACCGAAGUUGGGUUUAAAAUGUAAUUUUUAUUUUACGACUGGCAGCUUUCUGCUCGAAUUAUUUUUCUAUCUUUGUAAAAUGGAUUACAUCUCAGUAGUACAAAUUUUAUUAAUUAGUCACCUUAAUAGCUUUACACGAAUUAUUUUAUUCUGCGAUUAUUAUUUGUAAUGCUUAAUUAAUAUUUGUUUAUUUUUAUAUCUAUGUUGUGUUAUAUUUUAGUUUGAUUUGAAGUUGUAAGUUUUAUGUGAUGACAAAUUUAAGUGUUUAGUUUAUGUUUGUAUUGGACUAGGUUUUAACCCUAUGGUCAUUAGGCUAAGAGCUGGGCUAAAAACGGAAAAUUAUUUCUGAAUUAAAAAUAGGGGUACAAAUCCGAAAAUUCAGUAAUAAUUUCACCAAGAUUUGGUACAGUUCUUGGUCUAAAAAUACUGUAGUGACAAUGUAUUAUUGCACAAAAUUGAAACAUGGUAUCAUUUCUUUUCGAUCUUAGUUUUGAUAGACCCUAGACUCAAUGAAAUGUUUUACUAUUCAAUAUUAGAUAUGUGUCUAAAUACUGUUAUAAACUAAAGGUCUUAGCCAUAUUCUCCCUUAAGAUUCUCCUCUUUAUAAGGCUAUUACUAUUGAUACCUAAGUCAUAGUGAUUACUUAGAAGGACUACCUUACCUUUAGGAAUUCCACUUACAAGUGUUAGGCUUUCGCAAUGAAAACGCUUUGAACACUCGAUCUCGCUGCAACUUGAACUCCUUGACUACUAAAUAAGUUCCGACACCCUAGUAAUAGUUUAAUGGAAAUAGAUUUAGAUGUUUGUCGAAGUAUCUACCGAGACAUACUGAACGAGGCACAGGCACUUACGUCCAAUUGUUUUAGCGGUUCUAAUAAUAUUGUAGUUCGAAUCGAAGCGCAGAUCUUAAAUGUCGUGUCGUGUAAGGAUGCUUCGUGUUAAAUUUGUUUGUGGCCUUAUUGUAAGUGGCGCCCGCUGGGGGCUACAGGGCUGUCGUUGCCUCCUUUUAUUGAGCGUAUUGCCGUAUGCACUCUAGAAUAAACGUGGUAUCUGAUUAUGCACAGUUGUAGAUUACCACCUACCUAUGAGAAGAACUAUGUAACAUUACCAUACUUUGUCGCCUUACUACAUGUAAGUUACAAAUAGUUGAGUGCGGUUAAAUAUGGGAUGUUUUAGAUCAUAACUAAUAGCGUAGGAAGCAAAUGACUAGUACAACUACCGUUAACAAGGGUGAAUAUGGAUGGUGGUGUAAAUAUAUAUAUAUAGGGAUAAAAACCGGGAAGGACAUUUACCUGAUAAUUCCCUACAAACUAUCCACAUAAACUGUGUGGAGUAGUUUUAAAAAAGAUAUCAGGUAAAUGUCAUUUCCUAUUUUUAUCCUUAUUCACUCCGUCAUCCCUAUUUACCCCGGUUAACGUUCCUAAA
Cydia splendana is the source of this 3308-nucleotide messenger RNA. RefSeq lists its product as uncharacterized. The record is from RefSeq and is a predicted model, not a curated record. The annotation marks the transcript as partial. The transcript is spliced from 2 exons. NCBI's taxonomy places the organism in Eukaryota, Metazoa, Arthropoda, Insecta, Lepidoptera, Tortricidae.